AUGACGAACUGGAUCCUCGGCGAGAAAUUCUACGAGCGAUAUCCCCAUCUUAGUGGUGUCCAGGCCCUUUGGGAAACCAAAUGGAAGGUUCCCUGCUCGUUGAGCGUCUAUCCAUUCCAUGACGGCAAACUCGAAGACUUUGCGCCCAUUUUCCAGAAACUGAUCCAGGAUAAUGUCAAUGACGCUUACUCGGAUACAUACACCCAAUAUUUCCUCCCCGCGGCGGAAAACCUCACCGAUGCAGCCCUCUCAGCCCAAGCCUCGGAUCGCGUCAAAGCGGCCGAGCUCUUCAAGCGCGCAGCAUCUGUCUACCGUAUUUCUCGAUUCCCUUCACUCGAGGCUGGUACAGGAUUGAAGAGAAAGGCCUUUGAAAUGCAAAAGCAAGUGUAUCUGAGAGGGGCCAGUUUAUGGGACGCCCCCAUGAAGGAGGUCCAAAUUCCACACACUGCAGCUGAAGGCGAAGACGGUGAGGAGAUACCGUUGUUUGUGAGGCUACCGUCCGGCGCGAGCCACACCAACAAAUGCCCGGUUGUAUUGCUAAUCACAGGACUCGAUGGGCACCGGCCAGACAACACUGGGCGAACGGACGAAUUUCUAGCUCGUGGUUGGGCCUGUGUGAUCAUGGAAAUCCCCGGGACUGCAGAUUGUCCAGCUGCACGACGCGAUCCCAAAUCUCCAGAUCGCUUAUUUACCGCCAUCCUCGACUGGAUGGAUCAUCAGCCAUAUUUCAACAUGCGAAAAUGCAUAGCCUGGGGGCUCUCCGCGGGCGGUUACUAUGCCAUUCGAGUUGCGCACACGCAUCAUUCACGGCUGGCAGGGAGCAUCGGACAAGGUGCCGGAUCCCAUCUAUUCCUUUCCCGAGAAUGGCUUGAGCAUGUUGAUGAUCAUGAGUAUCCCUUCAUUCUCAGCGAGGCUUAUGUAUCCAAAUACGGCUACAAAGAUUGGGAGGAGCUCCUUCAAAAUGCUCAAAAAGACUUCAGUCUGGUUGAAAGUGGACUGCUGAACGGACCAUGCUGCAGAUUGCUUCUUGUCAAUGGUACAUGGGAUGGUCUCAUCCCGAUCGAAGAUAGUAUUCUGCUCAUGAACUACGGUCGCCCCAAGGAAGCCCGGUUCUAUGAAAAAAUGCUGCAUAUGGGAUAUCCGCCAGCGAAUGAGUGUAUCUGGCCCUGGAUGGAGUCGGUCAUGGCUACAGCAUCAUAG
This is a messenger RNA of Rhinocladiella mackenziei CBS 650.93, 1200 nucleotides long. RefSeq lists its product as uncharacterized. The record is from RefSeq and is a predicted model, not a curated record. NCBI's taxonomy places the organism in Eukaryota, Fungi, Ascomycota, Eurotiomycetes, Chaetothyriales, Herpotrichiellaceae. Bases 1 to 1200 code for a protein of 399 amino acids. The transcript has 2 exons.